Molecule: messenger RNA, 584 nt
Organism: Vanrija pseudolonga
Lineage: Eukaryota; Fungi; Basidiomycota; Tremellomycetes; Trichosporonales; Trichosporonaceae
Exons: 4
Coding region: 54-584 (176 amino acids)
Source: RefSeq, a predicted model, not a curated record
CACACUUCCACAUCCUCACUCUACCGCUGAAUCUACUCCUCCCGAAGACAGAAAUGACUACGGUAAACUACAAGCUCGCGAUCGAAGGUUGGCCGGAGUCGGAGCGUAUUAUUAUCCGGAACAGGAUGACCUCGCCAAGUGUCAUAGCGUCCUUCCCUCUUGAUUUUGUGCGCAGGGGUGGUGACAACAGCUGGCAUUACAUCCUGGCUAUGGUAGAAAGUGUCGUCGACCCGGAGCCCGGACAAUUUGGACUCAUACUCGACCCUUCAGGGCUACCGGUCGACAUGGAGGCCUCUCCAACUGGUGGUGAUUUCUGGUUUGAGAGUGGAAGCCAAAACACGCCGACCUUCACGCGGGGUCCCGAGUACUUCACCCGUUUUCGGCCCCCCAACCCCGAAGGCAGCUACUCCACCCGAUCCGACUCCAAGAGAUCCAGCAUCAACCAGAUCUACAUGAGCCUACUCAAUUGCAUCGGUGCCCCGCCUUUAUUCUCGCCGUCUGUUGGGCUCCUGCUCCGAGACGAUCUACAUCACGCGUAUGAUCGAUUGGAGUGGUCGUUGUACCUGAAGAUCCGAGGCUUGUGA